AUGUCUGGCGUGACACUCAGUAUCCAAGUUUAUUUUCAGUUACUACGCGUCGACUGCUUUUCCACCCCGUUUGGCGCCACCGUUGAAGAGACCACGUCUGAUGCCACCGGCUCGAUCGCAACACCCGAAGCAGCAGAAACAGCAACCGGCUACCAACGCGGCCACCGUCCCGGAUUUGAACCAGCUGAAAAAUAUAUAUAUAUUUGUGUUAUUACCAUACGUAUAUGCGUACAAUGGAUUCGUGUUUAUGUUCCAAGGAGACUCUACAACGGCUCUGCUCUGCGUUCUCUGCAAGGUAUCAUUCCCUUCAGCAUGGGAAUUGAUGGUUCACGCUCAGGCAGCUCACAUGAUCAACAUUUACGAGUUGGGAACUCGACCCCAGAGUCCCAGAUCCGCUCCCAGCCCUCCGCAGAGUCCAAGCCAGCAUCAGAAGGAAUCAUCGCCGUCACCGCAAGAUUUUCAAAAGAAGAAAAGAAAAAAAAAAAAACAAAAAAAAGAGAGAAAAGCUCGCGAGAUGCCCACGAGUUAUGUAAAGCCAGGGUUCAAAUACGUCGAACACGGGGAGGCGGUGGGAGGUAAAGGAGUAAUAACAGUGACAGUCAAUUUAAACAAUAUAAGUUCUAUAUCGCAAAAGAAGAAGGAAACGCGGUAAAUCGUAAUAUCGUCGAGGCAAGCGCUCGCCGCUUAAGACAAGGAACGCUACGAACGAAGGCGGAAUGAAACUACGGCGACAAAAGAACGAAACCCUGUCGCCGUAGGAAACGACAUACAACUUGGGAAAAUAUUACUUCAUCAUAUGUUUCUCUGUCGAUAUGUCAACUCCAGUGCACCGGCCGAAGUAUACGGAUCGAGCCGGAUCAGGCAAUCGGAACUUUUGUUUCCGAUUUCAGCGCACGAGAGCCUGCUUAUUAUUUUCACUCUUGCCGUUGCAACACUCCCAUUAAUUGUACCGAGCGUGUGAUUUUCCACUCUCUUGGUUAAAGAAAGAAACUUGUCUCCUCGUUGUUACUUGAAAUUUCGUUCUAUGCUUCUCCUUUCUUUCUCUUUUUCUUCAGCCUAAUAUAUUAUAUAUUACAGCCAUAAGUAA
This is a messenger RNA of Heterotrigona itama, 1087 nucleotides long. NCBI's taxonomy places the organism in Eukaryota, Metazoa, Arthropoda, Insecta, Hymenoptera, Apidae. The record is from the annotation of a GenBank genome assembly.